Molecule: messenger RNA, 6638 nt
Organism: Nasonia vitripennis (jewel wasp)
Lineage: Eukaryota; Metazoa; Arthropoda; Insecta; Hymenoptera; Pteromalidae
Gene: Strump
Product: WASH complex subunit 5
Exons: 17
Coding region: 387-3824 (1145 amino acids)
Biological process (GO): endosome fission; actin filament polymerization; regulation of actin nucleation
Cellular component (GO): WASH complex; endosome
Source: RefSeq, a predicted model, not a curated record
ACGAAACAAGAGAAUAUUAGUACACAUCUCUACUAUGCGAUUCAUGAAAAAACAACCAACAAUAAUAUUGUUUACAAGAUUUCUAACCAAGCAACGAUGCCAUUUUCUACAAGAAAAUACUACUUAGUAAUGAAGAAAAGAAAAAGUGUAAUAUGGCUAACCUAUAGAUGUAUGAUUCGUAGAUAAAAAAAAUUCUAUUAGAUCGCGGACACGACGCCCCUCCGCGGAUUUCUGUAAAACCAACUAAUGUCAAAAUACGCGCUGAUCGGGUGACGAGUGCGAGGAAGUAUUGUUUUUGUUAUCUUCAGCUCCAGUGUGAUUUGUGAAACCGCCCGUGAUGUAUCGCUUUAAUUGGCAGUGCAAUUUAAUAAUAAACGGGUUUUAAAAUGAUGGCAGAUUUUUUAAUGAUGGGCAAUGCCUGCGGGCAGAACUUGCUUCGGCUCGUUGCCAGAGGAAAUGCCAUAAUAGCAGAGCUCAUGAGGCUGAAAGAUUACAUUCCACCAGUUUAUAGGUUGGAUUCCAAACAUUAUACUCAAAAGUAUGGUGCAAUAAUAACAGAUUUUGCUUAUUUUAAAGCAGCGAAUGCUCAUGAACAGAAAAUAGAAAAUGACGCAGUUCUUCAAGAAUUGGAUGAAGAACUCAGAAACAAUUUUUCUGAGAUACUUUUGAGAUUUUACUUAGGAUUCGAAAGUCUUCACAAGUAUAUAACUGAUUUAAAUAGUUACAUUGAUGAAUUAGAAGAUGGAGCUUACAUUCAACAAUCUAUAGAAUCUAUAAUACUUAAUGAAGAAGGCAAACAAUUGAUUAGCGAAGCUAUUCAUCUCUAUGGAAUCAUGUUGUUAGUUGUUGAUUGUUAUUUUGAUGGUCAGAUAAGAGAGCGUUUACUUGUAUCAUAUUACCGAUAUCAUGCCCAAAGAGCAUCUUCUACCAGGGUAGAUGAUGUUUGCAUGUUACUUCGCUCCACUGGAUUUAUUAAAGGUUCCUACAAACGACCCCAAAACUAUCCUGAAGCAUAUUUUCAGAGAGUACCCAUAAAUGAAUCAGUGCUGGAUCUUGCAAUAGCUCGUCUCAGAACUGAUGAAGUCUAUAAUCAGACUAGUGCAUUUCCACAUCCAGAUCAUAGGAGUAUAGCAUUAGCUAACCAAGCAUCCAUGUUAGUUAUAAUCUUGUCAUUUAGACCAUCAGUUUUAAACAACCAAUCUGCAAUCAUGAGAGAAAUCGUGGACAGAUUUUUUCCUGACACUUGGGUUAUUAGUGUGUACAUGGGAAUAGUUAUCGAUUUGUGGGAUUGGUGGAGUCCUUACAAAGCUGCCAAGGCUGCUCUUAAUAAUACAUUAGAAAAUUCCAACAUUAAAAGAGUUGCUCAAAAAUAUGGUCAGAGAAUGAAAAAACAUCUUCAAAAAACUGCUGAGCAUCAAAUGGCUGUUUCACUAGAUGAAGGAGCAAUAGGAUCAGUAGUCAAACUUGUUAGAGAAUGCAAUGUAACAUUGCAUUGGUUACUUUUACACACUGCUAUUCCAACUAUAGUCACAGAAGAUUUGAAACGUUCAAGGAAUCUCAAACAGUUAGUAAUUCAAGAGAGCAAGUAUACUGUAAAUGAUACUCUGCGUUUACUGUUAAGCACAGCUCAAAUCGAAUAUAAUAUUAAACAGAUGUACAAACAGUUGCUUCAAGAUAAAGAAACUAAAUGGAUGAAAAGUAAAGAAAAAUGCAUUCAACGUGUUAAUAAAUUGGCUGAAGUUUUCAAUGGAAAUAAACAGUUGGACGACGUGGAGAAAAAUCAGACUCUUGAGUCGUGGUUUAAAGAAAUUAGUAGGCAUAUUGAGUCAUUGAUAGAAGAUGAUGGAAAAAAAAUCAUGCAACUUUUGCAAGCUUUGGAAGAAGUACAAGAAUUCCAUCAACUAGAAAGCAAUUUACAAAUAUCCCAGCAUUUAAAAGAGACUCGACAAAUUCUACACAAUAUGUUACGAUCAAGCUCUAUGAAUGAGGACACAAUGAUCUCCUUAAAUAUUGUUACUGACUGUUGCUAUGCUUGGAAUGUAAUGGAAACUUUUAUUCCAAUAAUGCAAGAUCUUAUCAAGGGUGAUCCUGGUACUGUGAUACAAUUAAAAGCUUUAUUCUUAAAGAUGGCAUCAGCACUUGAAAUGCCAUUACUUAGAAUUAAUCAAGCUAAGAGUGCAGAUUUAGCUUCUGUCUCACAGUAUUAUAGUAGAGAGUUGGAAAGCUAUGCACGGCGAGUAUUGCAAAUUAUUCCCGAAUCCGUUUUUGCAAUUCUAGCUCAAAUUGUCCACUUAGAAACAAAUAUUUUUAACGAAAUACCUACUAAAUUGUACAAAGAUAAAAUUAAGGAUUAUGCUCAGCUAAAUGAGAGGCUAAAGAUGGCAGAACUGACCUACUCUGUUUCUGUUUUUACUAACGGCUUGUUAUCUCUGAGAAGCGUUUCAUUGGGUGUUUUACGAGUUGAUUCUCAUCGACUUUUGGAAGAUGGAAUAAGGCAAGAACUAGUAAAGAAAGUGACUCUGGCCUUGCAUAAUAGUUUAGUUUUUGAUGUGAAAUCCAAGGGUAUAUUGAUGAACAAGUUGCAAGCUCUCUCAAUGGUAAUGGAUGGAUAUAGGAAAUCAUUUCAGUAUAUUCAAGAUUAUAUAAACAUUAACAGUUUAAAAGUUUGGCAUGAAGAGAUUACGUAUAUCAUAACAAACGCUGUUGAAGAGGAGUGUAGAGGAUCUUCGUGGACACCAGCAAAGCUCUGGACUUACUUACCGGAAGACAAAAUGAACGCCCAUUUAGUACCAACUGACUCAAAUUCUUUGACUUUCAUGGGACGCCUUGCGCGUGAACUGAUUCGGAUAACAGAUCCUAAAACGACGAUUUAUAUAGAACAUGCUCUAGCUUGGUUCGAUCUGAAGACUCAAGCAGAAGUAUUAAGUCAUAAGGCUUUUACAAUGAUUUUACAAGCUAUGGGUACUCCUGGGUUGUCAGGAUUGGAUAAAAUGAUUUCUCACUUUGUUGCUGUCGAAAUGCAAAAGGCUGUGAAAUUUAUUGACAAAGGUAUCAAAAAUAAAACGUGGUCCGGUACUUUGAAGGAAUGUGAAACGUUAUUCCAAAACGGAGACAAUUUGAAAGUCAAUAGAGGAAAAUUUUUAACAACCGUGAAUACUUUAGUCAACAAAGCUUGGUCUUCGUUGUUAGAAGCAGUACUGAAAAUUGGCCACAUGCAAAUUUUAAAACAGAAGAUUGCUUACGAACUAAACACUGCCUGUAAAUUUGAAGCAAAACACAUGGAAGCGGCUCUACGAACUCUUAACGAUGCUGUCUUAACUGAAAUAAGUGGAAAAGAAGGGGAAUUGCAAAAAUCCAAGUUUUUAAAUGAACUUAGUAUUAGAUUGGAAUGGGCUGGCAUAACCGAUGUAAAUAAUAAAAUAUAUGUCCAGCCUCCGGAAAUAAGUAAUAUGGCAUUUUUAAUGUUUCUCUUUACUGUGCCACAAUUGCAUAAAUUAUACUUUUGUAAAAAUACUGCUAGUCUUCUAAGUAAAAAAAUUCAGGAUCCGAUCGAUGCUGUUAUUUUCACCUUAGGUGUUCAAUCUGUACUGAAACAAUUCGGCGUCACGCAGUUAAACUGCUACGUCACUCACGCUAGUGAAUAUGUUUUAUCUUUUGUAACGUCCGACAGCACGAAAAUGUCGAACGAAUUUGAAAUGGAGGGGAUAACUGGAGUACACUUUUUAGAACUUUUCAUAAAGCAUGCUGUAAUUCCAAAAUCUGUUGUCACAAAUACCAUUCCUCUUCUUGUUCUGGACCAGUAUCAAGCCAAAGUGGUGAAGUAAACAUGAAAGAAAUUUUAUUUAUAUUUUAAGAACAACUUUGUUAAUGCGUCUGUUGAGUAUUUUGUAUACAAGAAGAAAACAAAUUAAUAAAUAGACUUAUGUCAUUGAAGUUUUUUGUAGGGUCCAUUCAUUUAUUAUAUAUUAAUUUUUAUUACACUAUCUAUUUAUAUUAUAUAUUCAUUAUUACUCGCUUCUCGAAUAAGGUCGCAGCUCAUGUUAUGAAUUCGAGACGGCCGUGUGAAAUCCUUGAGAAGACACAUCGAGUUUGAAACAUGAAUGGAUGAGCCGUAAAACAAAAAUAUACAUUAUGUAGUUCAAGCAGAAGUAGUAGCGGCGCGAAAAAUCAAUUGUAAGCGAGCGCACUUAUAUCGUAUUAUAUAAUAGCUUCUGAGCCUAUUCGAGUAGCGAUGAAGUUAAUUCAUCAUCAGCGAUUGGCAAUUUUAUACUUGCUUUCACAAACAGUCGGAGAGCCUACACAAUCAACAUAAAAUAUGAUUCUUAUUCUUCGCGCAUUUUUUAUUUUUAUUUACUUGUUUCUUUUUUGUUUUGUUAUCGUCAUAAUUAUCGACGAGAAAUAUUUCGCGGGUUCAAAGGAAGUGUGGACGAUGGUGGACGAGAAAAAACACUAACGCAAAGGUCGCUGCGAUCAACAAACGAUAUGAUGAUACCCGAUAUCAGACCAGCUGUAAAGUCGAGUCUCAUUAUAGUAGUUUGCUUACUCCCUAAGUCGUACUUUUCUUGUUAUGUGACAUUAUUCAUUUAUAUGACGCACAGGGUUUAACGAAAUUACAUCUUUCUAAAACGGAGGAGUAUUUUAAGUACUUGGCUUUUACAAUACUUUAAUUGUUUUUAGAAGAUCUUUCGCGCGCGCACUCUCUAUCACUCUCUCGUUUUCUCUACGGCAUAUCACUUGCUCUCAUAAGUGUACGUUUAAUGGUCGAUACAAUCAUUCAAGCAAACUACAAUUGUUCGAUCGAUUCACGACAGUGAGUACCAGUGUAAACUAAUUGUGAAUAAGGUCAUGGUUUCAUUGACUCUUUUCAGCAGGGCUGAUCGAUUCGAAAGACUUCAAAUUUUUGAUGUAUUGAGAUCAAUGCAGCAACUUAAAAAUUAUCAGUACACGUGUAUUACAUAAUCAAAGAAGGAUAAGUGCAUUUCUCAAUAAUACGUACAUGCACACGUGCAAUUUCAGGAUUGCGCAUUAAAUUCCUGCUCGCUAAUCGAAUCAAUAAUUCUUAAAUAUUAUAAAAAAGCCAACUCGAAUAAUUCCUUUCCUAAUCAAUCAGCCAUACCAACGAGAGCAAUACACUUAUCAUCACGCAAAGUAACGAGCGUUUAUGACCAAACAAGGACGUGCCUUUUUUUGCUAUAGCCACUUAUGCGACUGCGUAUGUGUGUGAAUUAAAAAAGGACAUUUGCUUACGCAAACGUCAAUCUCCCGAGAUCGAGUGACUAUUUUGGACGAAUCUUUUCUAUCUGUCCGUUUGCAUUUUUCAUUGCGCGCAUAUAUAGGUAUGUACGUGUGGUGAUCGGACGAUAACCAGCACCGAUCGAUCUCUCGACUGGAAGGAAUUCUGUACAUGUACCGCGUGUGUUUGCAUUGAGAACGAGAAACAAGGAGGAAAGAACAUCACAUUUGACGGAUCGAUCGACUCGAUCGCAAUUCCCUUCUUGACAUGGAUUGUGCAUGUUUAGGUAUAUACGUUUGUUGGGCGACAUACAUUAUAUAGUGUAUAUUAUAUGUAUAGGGGUGGCUCGUUUUCGCAGAAGUUUCUCAGUGUGGGAGCCUCGGUCUUUUUGUUUUCUUCGAUUUUUUUUUGUAUUUCUUUUAAUCCACUUUAUAACGUAAUAAACAUACGAUAUGUAAACACAUGUGUCCAUUAACAUCUCUCUUUUGUAAUGCGGGUAUGAUCUUUAUUCCUUUCAUUUUCUUUUAUCUAUAAGUUAUUAUACUUAAUUUUUAAUUCAUAUCCUUGUUUCAGAGAAACACUUAUACAAAAUCAUUUCGAAAUGAUCUUGACACUUUGUUUAUCGGAUGAUCAUAUAGAGUUUAUCAAUCAGAAAGAACACUUUUGUAACGAUAUAUAUAUAUAUAUUUUUCCCCCUUAUCCCCCCUUGUCCCCUUAUUUUUGCAGAGCUCUCUUCAUUGAAAUCGAGGAAUAUAGACUUCAGAAUAAAAUUUAUAUACAAAUCAUAUGUACACAUAAAAAUUCGAAAUGGCUUUACACAUUUUUUAUAUUUAUUUUUUUGGAUAUGAAUCGCCCGUAAAUAAUGUACAAAGACUUGUUUACGUAUAAAUAUACACAAUUAUAUAAUGAUUGAAUAUAUAAUUACACAUACCGCAUAUAUAGCACAAAAGUUAUAUCUGAUUAUGUGUACAUCUUACAAUUAUCAAUAUAAAUCAUAUUCAUCAUUGUACACAUGUAUAUACGACUCGUAUAUAAUUUUUAUUCGGAUAGGCUAAGUUUUAAUUUCUUAAUAGAUACGUCUUGAACAAAAAUUGGAUUCAAGUUACAGCGAAAGUGUUACACUCGGGAUUCGAUCUUUUUUGUUUUACAAAUUUGAUAGUCUUGUUCGCCGAGUGAGAAACUAAGAAUAUCACCCGAAACUUCGAGUUAAAUUUUUCACGUAUUAUCUUUCCGAUCUUGUUUAGAUUACUUUAAUUAUCGAUUUCUUAAUACUGGGUAUAUGAAAAAAUUUUUUCUUUUCUCAACAAUAUUUUCUUAAGUCGUUAGAGCUGCGUUAUCACGCGCAAUUGUCUCUGUAUCCAAUGACGUUCUAAACACAUUUAUAAUUGUACAUUUUCUUUUCAUU